Messenger RNA from Dreissena polymorpha, 4646 nucleotides. Its product is annotated as hexokinase-2-like. The transcript is spliced from 10 exons. Lineage: Eukaryota; Metazoa; Mollusca; Bivalvia; Myida; Dreissenidae. The coding region runs from base 181 to 1578 and encodes 465 amino acids. Gene Ontology annotation, biological process: glycolytic process; glucose 6-phosphate metabolic process; intracellular glucose homeostasis. Gene Ontology annotation, cellular component: mitochondrion; cytosol. The record is from RefSeq and is a predicted model, not a curated record. Gene Ontology annotation, molecular function: fructokinase activity; D-glucose binding; ATP binding.
AACGAGGCUGUAUUGGUUAAUGAAUAUGCAUGCGACGGUUUACCGCUGACUGUAGUUCACGAUCCGCUGGCAACUAGUGACUGUUUACUUCGGAUUAACUGUUUAGAAACAAGUUGGAAUUUAUGACAAUUGUGUUGUUUACUGCUAGAAUAUUGUAGGAUUUUAAGUUCUUAAUCAGAAAUGCCGACAACACCGGAAAAAAUGACGAAAUAUGAAAAGAUCGAGCAGUUCGUGAAGGGUUUCAAGUUGUCGUCCCUGACGUACAAGCGAGUUAUGCACCUGCUUAACGAUGAGAUGAACAACGGACUGCAUGAGAGCAUGAACUACCACGCAGACAUCAAGAUGUUCCCCACAUUUGUGCGGGCUCUUCCGGAUGGAACAGAAAAAGGAAAAUUCCUCGCAUUGGACUUGGGCGGUACGAACUUCCGGGUGCUGAUAGUACGGAUAGACCAGCGUGAUGUUGACAUUCAGAGCCAGACGUACCUCAUUCCGCAGAGAAUCAUGCUGGGGACCGGAAUACAGUUGUUCGACCACAUAGCGGACUGUAUAUGCAGGUUCAUACGUGAUCACGAUCUCAAGGACGAGACCAUACCGCUGGGCUUCACGUUCUCCUUCCCGUGCCGACAGGAAGGGCUCGCCAAGGCGCGCCUCUCAAAGUGGACGAAGGGCUUCCGGUGCGAGGGCGUGGUCAACGAAGACAUAUGCUUCCUGCUGCAUGAGGCCAUGAAGCGGAAAAAUACGACGACGGUUGACGUCGAGGUUGUCGCGGUUGUCAAUGACGCCGUCGGUACGUUGAUGUCGGCUGCACAUACAGACAGGAACUGUGAAAUUGGCCUGAUUUUAGGUACGGGCUGUAAUGCGUGCUACAUGGAAUCUCUGAAGAACGUGGGUCUCUGGGAGGGGGACUACGAGGAACCUGCUCAGGUUUUAAUCAACACGGAAUGGGGUGCCUUCGGGGACAACGGCUGUUUGGACUUCAUACGGACAGAAUACGACAGGGAGCUGGAUACGUACUCAAUCAACCCCGGAAAACAAUUGUACGAGAAGAUGAUAUCCGGUAUGUACAUGGGCGAGAUUGUGCGCCUGACGCUAGAGCGUCUGAGUAUGGAGGGACUUCUUUUUGAGAGCGCUGACCGCGACUGCGAGCUCUUCCAUAGGGGGCGUUUCUUCACAAAGUUCGUAUCGGAAAUAGAAAGUGAUCACGACGAGUUUUUUAGAAACACCAAACAAGUGCUAGACGAAAUCGGUGUGACAAAUUACACCACCGAAGACUGUAACAUUGUGAAAUACAUCUGCACUUUAGUGUCUGCGCGCGCAGCUUUUCUGGCGUCUGCCGGUCUUGCAACGUUAAUCAACCGUAUGAAUAAACCGGAAAUGACGAUCGCUGUGGAUGGUUCCCUAUACCGAUUCCAUCCCAGAUUUCACAACCUGAUGGUGCUUAAGAUUCAAGAGCUGAUUAAAAAGGGACUUAAGUUCAAGUUGGCGCUUUCCCAUGACGGAAGCGGUAAAGGUGCCGCGCUUGUGGCGGCCGUUGCUAUGCGAUUGCGAGACAAUAAGCAGGGCGAGUGCUCCACUUGACUUUACUUACAACAACAACAUGUUCUGCCCGAAAGCGUUGCAAUUUGCACGCGGAACUGUUCGGCUUCUUCUGGAACAUGCUUUCGGCUGCUUCCGGUUUACACAAAAUCACCGCUGUGACUUUUUACUGGAAACAAACUGCCUCUUUUCAGUAUAGCUUGCAUUUUGUGGCAGUGUGAUGAUCAUUUUACCACCAUUUUUAGCGGAAAGUAUUGCAGUUUUAAUGCAGUUUAAAAUAUGUAAUCAUAGGUGUGUAUAGUAUGUCAAGAUUUAUGACGUACGCGAAUUUGAAAUGCGACAGUGUUACACAAUUUACCAAGGAGGAUGGUUUCUUGAAAAAGAUUUAUGGAACAAUGAGACGUUUUCCGUAGACCAGGACAUUCCUCCUUGAAUCUAGACUGACCUUUUACAGCUUUUAAAAAAUUGAUGUUUGACUUAAACAUUCAAUACCAUUCUAAUUAAGGUAAGUAGGUAAGUAUGACGAUGGAAAUUUCUAGUGGUACCAUUUAUAAGAGAGAGGAUAUUCGAUUUUAUCAACCGGACAAUGUGCAAUAUAUGCAGCGGUUAGUUUGACCGAUGGUGUAAUAAUAUAUUGCGACAUUUUGGUUGGUAUUGGUUGUGAAUAACAUUUUUUUACAAGCAGUAUUCUGUAGUAUUGAAUUUCAAUUUAAUGACAUUCAAAUUAUAGCUAUUAUCUGUUGGUUUGAAACGUCCUAGUAUAUGACACUAUUGUUGAUUUAAUGGUUAUGCAUGGAAGCGAUAUGGAUCCGUGUAUUUAUCUUACUUAAUAGUACGCGUCAUGAAUUUAAUCUAAAAUGAAUACUCAACGUUGUGUCUUUAAUAUUAAGAAUGUCCGUGAUAUGGUGCAGCCUUUGUUGAUCAUGCCUUGAUCAUUUGAAAGGAAUAUUUAAGGUGUCUCUAAAUCAGCAAAGGUUACCACCAAAAUAUCCCUGUACACAUUCCCUUUUAUGUUCAAUUUUACAUCCUAUUAUUCAGUGCUCCAGCUAGGAUUUGAAAAGGGCAGGGGGGCUUUUUUGUCAAAAGGGCACUUUCGACGCGCAGUUUUUUGUCAAAAGGGCACUUUCGACGCGCAGCAUGUUGUGAAAAGGGCACGUUCGAGCGGGCGGGUGUUUCUGGAAUUCUUCCUAUUGCAUGUUAAUUUAUAUGUUAUAAAUAAUUGUAUUAUUCCCAUUAUUAUUAAACCAUUCAAAUAUAAUGUCUACAAUGAGGAUUAAACUAAUUACAAUGUAAUAAGAGAUUUAUGAAUUAUCAUAUGUAAAAAAAAAAUUUUUUUGAGGGGGGGGGGGGGGGGGCAGGGCGGAGGUUCGGGAGGGCAGGGCGCGGCGCCCUUCGAUUUAGGCCUAGCUGGAGCACUGCAAUUAAAAUGUCACAUUUUAAAAACACUGUUAUAGAUGCAAUAUAGAUUCCUGCGUUUUGGCAUGUGCUUUUAUACCAAAUAUUUUUAAUAGCUUUGUUUUUUCGUCAAUUUUACCGGGACUUCUUUUUGGGGCAUUUCUAACUACUACCACUAUGAUUAAAUUUCAACACGCAUAGCAUAUUCAAUCGGACCGUGCAGGAAACAUAUUGUGAAAAACUGAAAUUACAUUAUUGUGCAUUGAGAUUUAUGAAGAUACAUUUGAAUCUCAAAACCGAUGCUCAUUUUCUGUAAGCGUGUCCUAGAUAUUUGCUUAAGGAGUUGAAAUGGGCAUUCUAUUAAAGCAUGAUGUACCGUUUGGAUGUAUCAAGUAUAAAUGCGCCUUUGAAGCGUGUGUCACCCGUUAUUUUUUGCUUAAUCACUACAAUAACUGUUUGACGUAUUUUGCCGUGCACAGUUAGGAAUCCGUCUGUUUACAUGUAUUAUAAACACAAUUCUUAUCAAAGAUCCAUCAAUAUAGAGCUUUGUCCAUAUUUGGGCCCUGCUCGGUGAAAAGAGGAUUUCAUGCCUGUGCGUAAAGUGUCAUACCAGAUUAGCCUGUGCAGUCCGCUUUUAUGAUAUUUUCUGUUUAAAGAAAGUCUCUUCUUAGCAACUGCAUUAAACCCCUUUUUCACAGAGCACUGCUCAUUUAUUUUGAGCCUCGAUCAAGGAAAACGGGGCUGAAUCCAUGUGCGUCAAGUGUCGUAUCAGAUUGGACGAAACUUUCCACCUAUACUGAAUUUCCGUUAACAAGAGACUUUCUUUUCACGAAUAAUCCACAAAAGCGGAAAAUCUCGUUCCUGAUUAGCCUGUGCGGGCUAAUCUGGGUCGGCACUUAACGCAUGUGCAUUCAGCCUCUUUUUCGUAGAGCGAGGAUCAAGUGGGUUUUUCAUAUAAACGAUCUAUCAUUAUUGAGUUUUGUCCAUAUAAUAUACCUUUAGAAAGAAGCCACAUACUGCACUGACCGAUGUUACUGUUUGUAGGCUUCACUUUCAGGGUGGAGGGGAUUGAAAGUGGAACGGCAGUAUGCUGCGCCCUACUUGCCCCCCCCCCCCCCCCCCCCCUCCCCUCAAUUUCUGCCCCUCUAUAUUUGUCAACGCAUUUGAAACGUUUAAUUUUUUACAACAAUUUAAUGGAAAAUGUAAAGAUAUUGCUUUAAAACCUUAUCUUAACGAUUUCAGAUCGAGAAUUUCCAUAGAUCUAAUAAUAGCAUUGGUCCUUAUUGCCCCCCCCCCCCCCCAUUUUAAGCAGGACCCUGUACAUAUUGUUGUACUAGAUCUUGUCCAACAUUAUUCACUCAAUAACGAUAGCGAACAUUUGGAUUAAGUAAGAUACGCCUAUUGCCAUUCAAGACGGUUAUUGAAGGGAGGUAACCGAUGUUUUUUCCAUGUACAUCUGUGAGCCAAAGGUUAAACGAGAAAUUAUGCAUAACAGUAUUUAAUGAAUUGCCGGUUUCAUACCGCAUUUUGUAGUGUUUUAGGGUUAUUUUAGUGCAUAUUUUAGAAUUGUUCUUUAAUCAUUGUUGACCUGUUAUAUUCAAUAUGUACAUACUAAUUGCUUUAUAAAUACGCAUAUUAGAGAAUGAUUAACUGAUGUUAUAUAUUUUAGGCAUGUAAAUGCUACGAUUUUAUGAAAUAUUACAAGUUGAAAUGUU